Cyphellophora attinorum is the source of this 1644-nucleotide messenger RNA. RefSeq lists its product as uncharacterized. Lineage: Eukaryota; Fungi; Ascomycota; Eurotiomycetes; Chaetothyriales; Cyphellophoraceae. The transcript has a single exon. Bases 1 to 1644 code for a protein of 547 amino acids. The record is from RefSeq and is a predicted model, not a curated record.
AUGCAUAAUGGCGGGAUUGUGCCGAGAUCACUGACACCACAGCCCGAUACUACUCUGGACGAGAAACGGGCGCUGGCGUUCUUUCGACACAAGACAGUCGCUGAGCUAUCACAGCGUCGUCGAACACGCUAUCACUGGUUGGAUUAUGUUCUGCAAGCAGCAGAGCAGGAACCUGCCAUCCGGUAUGGCGUGGUCGCUCUCGGCUCUGUCCAUGAAGAGUUCGAGACAUCGACCGCGGCGUUCCAUUCUAGGUACACUCCAUUCGAGCCUCUGUCAGACUCUCAUAUGGCCAUGAAGCAUUACAAUGAGGCUACUGCUAUGGUGCUCGGAACUAGAGUAUGGCGGCACCGGGAAACGCCGCUUCUGGCAAGUCUGAUCUUAGCAGCAUUCGACAGCCUGAGAGGCAGGCCAGAGCCGGCUUUGUACCACCGCUGCAACGGUCUUCGAAUCCUUCGCGAGCUUGACCGAAGACUGGAUUCGUCCAUGUCGGAGUUAUUGGUGUGCAUUUUCGUCGACUUCGAUACCGAAAAUCUGGAGUUAGGACAGCCUAACUUUACUUCGCCGUCUGACUGCCACUUCUCUUCGGCGUUCCUCGCAGAACCUCUGCGGGAAGUGACAGGAAUCCAGUCAGCCAUCGAGGCUUUCGAACUUCUGUUCAAUCGGCUCCUGAAAGCCUCGCAGCAGGACCUCCGAGUCUCAAAUCCUGGCAUCGGACCAUCACAGAGGCUGCCCGAUGUUCUUCUGCAGUAUGAAGAGUGGUGUCUCGCAUUAGACGCUUAUCUGCAAGCAUGCGUAUGCAACCUCGAAAUUAUGGCUGACGAUGAUAGCUACGGCGAUCUGGUCAUUCUACAAAUGCGACGUCUCAUGGUAAAGAUAUUGCUGAAUGUGGACUUACGGCAUGACGAUAUGGACUUCGAUCGCUUUGAAGCUGAAUUUGCGUGCAUAGUCCACUUGGCCGAAGUCUUCACAAAUGGGUGCAUCAUGCCAGAUCAGCAGAGAACGAUCAGCCUGACUGCCCGCCCUACGAGAGCAGAUCAUGCGACACUACAUCGGAGGCCGAGAUGUCUGUCAGACUAUACUGGGCCAAGGCAGUCUUUCCUAGGCAUCCGCAGCGACCGGACGCCAGUGAUGAAAUGGGGCACUAUUGACGACGCCAUCCUUCACACGAGCCAGCUAGUCUUGGCCAGACUACCGCGCGCACAGUCGUAUGGUCCCAGGGAUGGCACAUAUGCUCGAUCAAGAUUCUCUCUCGCACCGGGCAUAAUUCUCCCUUUGUUCAUCACUGCCAGCAAUUGCCGCAAUCCUGGUAUCCGCCGGGGCGCCCUUCGGCUGCUCGAAUCCAAACAUCGCAAGGAAGGACAGUGGGACUCGAUGGUCUGUGCGGCCAACGUAAGGGUAGCAAUUGCAGCAGAGGAAGUCCGAGCGUUAGAAUUGGCAAAGCUUGGUGCUGAAUCACCAGACAUCGAACUUUUAGAAGGUUCAAUUCGUGAAAGCUGGCAAGUCCCGGACGCUGCAAGGCUGCGUGGAUUCGACUGCUUUUUCAACGAGGACCUCCUCGACGAGAAAAAGAACAGGAAGCGCUUCGAAUGGUAUGCCACGGGUAAGGACUGGAAUGUUGCUGUUCCUGGUUGCACAACACAAUGA